Molecule: messenger RNA, 2016 nt
Organism: Botrytis byssoidea
Lineage: Eukaryota; Fungi; Ascomycota; Leotiomycetes; Helotiales; Sclerotiniaceae
Exons: 1
Coding region: 1-2016 (671 amino acids)
Biological process (GO): endocytosis
Molecular function (GO): protein binding
Source: RefSeq, a predicted model, not a curated record
AUGGCUAAUUGGUUCGGUUGGGCCCCAUGGGCAAAGAAGCCGAGGGGACGACAGCCCCGUCCGCGACCGGUUGAUCACGAUUCACGAGCCUCUUCUGACUCUCAGUCUCGGUCUCGCUCUAGAUCCUCAUCUCGACCUCCUAGAAGACGGUCUAGUGUGCUUAAACCGGCUGAAAGAUUAGCGAGAGAGAAGAUGGCAGAGAAAGAGAAAGAGAUGGAGGCGGAAAAAUUGAGAUCGAUGGAUCCCGCUGUGAGAGCUGCUUACAAUGAGCAAAAGAAACUCCAGCAUGAGAAAAGGAUUCAAAAGCUGAAAGAAAAAUUUGCAAGUCGCAAGAAGAAAUUGGCAGAGAAACAUCAAGAGAAAGUCAUGGAAGAAAACCGUGGAUGGAAGAGAAAACAUGAAGAUGAUGCCGUGAUCCAAGCCGCAAAGAGAAGACGGAAAUUUUUGGAAAACCGAGGAAAGGAAGGUCCAGUGUCGCAAGCGGUAGUGACGAAUAUUGAGCGAGAGAGGCAUAGAAUGCAUACUACGGAAUUGUUUGAAAAGAUUUAUGCGGAUCUUCAAUAUCACUACUUGCACCCCACAUUGAUUAAUUCUGAUACGUACGAUCCUUAUGAAGGGUUAUUUGACGAGCUUUCUGGGGUAUACUUGCGAUUUCUAUUCUUAGCUCAAAACCCAGAAGACCUUGCGGGAGGAAUAGGCACUGACAGUGCUUGCGUUCUGAUGCUUUCACAAAAUUUCCGCACCGCAUUGACUUACGGAGAAUUGCCUGAUGGAACCUUCCCCAGGUCCGGUCAAGAGGGGUACUCACAUACUGUCAGAUGGGAAGAAUUCCAAUUGAAGCUCCAGUUGGAACAUUUUAGCAUUAGAGGCUUUGCUAUCGCACGGCAUAUUCCAUAUAUGAAGGUUUUUGGUCGCAGCGGUGUGAAGAUGUUUGAGGGAGAUGUAUGGCCAGCGAAUUUGAAUCUUCAACUCGAUCCUUCGAUCAGAGAUCCGUUUGAGGUGUGUCUUGGAGGGGAUGGAACAGUUUAUCCUUGCUUGUUCACACCCCUUCCUGGAGUGUCCGAAUCUGUACAACAGGGUGUUUUCAAGCUUCCAUUCAGGAAUCCGAAAGAAAAUGUAGAAAAUUUGGGGCCUGCGAAAAACCGUGCAGUUCCGCUCCGCUUUCAAAAUCUGAAGGCCAAUAUAUUCAACAGAGAGAUUUUCAAAAAAUAUGCCCCCCCAUCAACAUGGCCACCGAGCUGGGAGUAUCCACCUGCGGAUAUUCAGCAUCCAUGUCGAGAAUGGGGGAAGAACUAUCCGUUGUGUGUUGCUUGUGGUCUCCGAACGGGGCCUCUGGAACUAGUAGAAGAAGAAGUACAGGAGAAACCAGAAGAAUCUGAGAAUCGAGAAGAACCAGAAGAAGCAGCUGCAGUGAAAGCACCCGAAAAGGAGUCUACCUGUCGCUGCAGGACGAUCGAUGUUUUCAAUCGAAUCUUGGUAGAGAUCAAAGAAUAUCAUUCCGAAUCCACGUCCAAAACGGCUGACUCUGUUGACCGCGGAGUCAGGAUUUUACAAAAUGUCCCACGAGGUCAUAUCAUUUCAGAAGUCCUUGGAGAAUUCGUCCCACUUGGUGCUGAGAGUGAUUUCAAGUGUCCUUCGACAUUUUCUGUAGACUUUCAUGCACCUCCUGUGGUCGACAAGUCUGGGAAAGUUUUAAAGAUUGACCCGGAUGUUGUAGUGAAGAAGACCAUUGACACCAACACAGAACCGAUCGCAACGUUGAUUACUGGCCACAAAGGUGGAUGGACCAGGGUGAUCAAUAAUGGCACGAGUCAAACAUCAAAUGUUGAAUUCCGCUCGGAAGUCUGGGCAGGGAAAUUACGCAUCACUGUUAGAGCGUCGAGGGAUAUAAACUUUGGAGAACAAUUAUUUGGUAUGUUUGCCCACAACACAUCGCCCUAUCAAUGCUUUAUCGUGUUUUUCUAUGAUACACCUGUGAGAUUUCCAAGGGGUCGCUUUAUUCUUCGACUUCUUUAG